Messenger RNA from Phytophthora infestans T30-4, 6897 nucleotides. RefSeq lists its product as uncharacterized. The record is from RefSeq and is a predicted model, not a curated record. The transcript is spliced from 9 exons. Lineage: Eukaryota; Oomycota; Peronosporomycetes; Peronosporales; Peronosporaceae. The coding region runs from base 1 to 6897 and encodes 2298 amino acids.
AUGGUAGCCGACCUAAAACAGGCACUGCGUUGGGUCUGCACGUUCCCGAAUCCAAUCUACCAGCUAAUCGCCUUACGUCGUCAAUUAAUGAAGAGCAUGCACGAGGCGGUAGCUGCUCAGCAUCGACACUGGAUAGCAGCAGACAAAGUGACGAGGGAAGCAACACUAGGCAUCCAAGUGCUCGUGUGUUUACUGAACGACUUACACGAUGCUACAGUGAGUCAAAGACGCGAGUUUCUUGAAGAUCUACUGCCAUUUCUACGCUCCAUGGGCUUUCUAGCUCUCUGUUCUAGACGAAAUAGUGCUGAGAUCUUGGAGUUUACGGACAAGAUCCAGCGUUUCUUGCUGGAUAUGUGUCCACGCUCCUAUACACUCCCUACGACGUCCCCCAAACUACCGGCUAUCUCGUCUGGAAACACGGAACAGGAUGUAAUGGACCGUACUAACGCAGUGAAUGGCUUGAUCCACCUUGCCGCAGCCACAGGCUCAAUUAGAGACUUCUUAGUGGUCCUUAAAGUGCUUCUCGGUGUUAACAACAACGCGUCCGAGUCGAUGAAAGAUCUACGACUUUCGUCACGUUCGCUACUCACGUCCUCCGUCCCGUCACUCAGAACUGUGCGCAGUGAGGAGCUCCUCCCUAAUUCCAAACGAGAAGACGAUUUGACGCAGAUACACUUUAAACCUGGAGCGUCUUGUCCGUAUUCCAAUAAACCACAAACGGAAAUCUUGGGAGAUAGCACGACGCAGGAAACGUUUAAGAAAAAAACAUUGAAAGGGGUCAAAACGAGUGCUCAUACUGUGAGUCUCGCAAUGCAUCAUCGACUGCUGUACAGUAGUCCAGGCAACAACCUCGUGAAUAUACAGAGGACAAAGGAAGAGCUCAAGGACGCGUUGGUGAUGAACGCAAGUCUGUCGCUGGAUAUGACCAAGAUGAGGGACUCGACUAAGAGUGACACGCCAGUCCUGACCGCGAGGUGUCCGAAAUUUCGAACGCUCAACGUCCAGUGCGUACUUGUAGAGCUGGACCGUGUCAAAGCUUCUGUACCGACACGAGGGAAACCACCGAACGCGUUUGUGUCGAAUGAUACGACGAUAUUCCACGAAGACGAGGGCGAACGAGAAGUCUGGAGCUGUGGACAGAAUUCGUACGGAGAGCUCGGACAUGGAGACACGGCGUCACGGAAAUCUUUCGAGCGGAUCCAGGCACUUCAACAGAAGGAAAUUAUUCAGAUCGGCGCUGGGAACGAGCACACGGUCGUGUUGACUGCAGACGGCAAAGUUUUCACGUGCGGGUAUAACGACAAUGGCCAAUGUGGACAAGGAGGGACCGCUCGAGUGAGUCAUUUAAGCGAAAUUCCAAAGAUGGACAGUGGGAGUUCUCAAGCUCACGCGUACAAUGGAUGCGAACAUACGAUUCUAGUCAGUACGGAUGGACGGGUAGCGACGUGUGGGUACAACUAUCGUGGCCAAUUGGGGCACGGCAACACGACAAGCGAAAGUGUUCCAAAGAUUAUUCGAAGUCUGGAGAAUAAAAUUGUACGACUGGUGUCGUGUAGCUAUUACCAUACUGUGCUGGCCUGUGAGGACGGAAAUCUGCAGAAUCUGUACACUUUUGGACGCAACGACUACGGCCAAUUGGGUCACAAUGACUCCAUUGAUCGUAAAAUUCCUCAAUUCGUCGAAGCUUUGAGUGACCAACAAAUCGUUUCGGUCGCAUGUGGACAAUACCACACGAUGGUGGUCACAGUUAGUGGUAAAGCCUUCGCGUUUGGGAAAAAUGAUUACGGUCAAUUGGGUAUUGACACUAUGGAGAACCAACUCGCUCCUGUACAGGUACGAGGCGGCUUGGAACGCCAAGAAUGUCUGGAGAUUCGAUGCGGAUAUUACCAUACGAUAGCUCUCUGUAGUGGGGCGCAUUUGUUCGCCUUUGGGCGGAAUGACUACGGCCAACUCGGUCUAGGUCGCUCGAAUGCGAGCUCGACGAGUAAUCUCCAACUUCAGCAGCAGAGAUUCUCGAAUGCGAGGUUAAUUGACGAGUUAGAAGGGAAAGAUAUCGUCCGUAUAGCAUGUGGAUGUUACCAUACAAUCGCUGUCUCGGAUAACGGCGUUAUGUACGUUUUCGGGCGUAAUAACCACGGCCAAUUGGGUACAGGGGAUACGACUGAACGGGUGUACCCAUUUCCUAUUGACGAUUUUGUGGGGAAGAGAAUCGCGUUGGUUGCUGCCGGUUUUUACCACACUGUAGUCCUUACGGGAGGGAAAGAGGACGACAAGAACGAACAAGAUUCGGGAAAUGACAAGGAAGAGGUGAGUGCUUCAAGCGGGAUCACACAUUCGACCAUCCUGUCUUCUGCGACCGUCCAGCUACUACUCGACCCGGAACUCCCUGGGUUUAAUGACAUGGAUACUGCUAUGUACAUGAUCCUGGCAACUCUGCGCAUUCUCCAAGCGAAUCUGUCGCAAAUGUUACGAUCCGGCCUGGCCAAGACAGUCAUCUUAGUCUCUUCAGACGCCACGUCACGUAACACUGAGCUGGAAUGUAUGCGCGUAGCAAUUCUUCAAGUUCGUGACGUGUUACUAUCGCUAGUUGACCUCAAAAGUCGACGGAAUGUUUGUAACAUUCUCGAAAAUUCACCAAAUGAAGGCGAACAUGUCGGUAGAAUUGCGGAAGACGCUGUGGCCACGUUGAUGCAGGGAUUUGAGCUCUUCUUCCCGUGUCAAUGUCUUCGGCGUCAGUUCUGUAUGCACACGAUGCACGAGCUCGCAAGAGACAACCCGGAACAUUCGUGUGGCCUGCUUUGUCGACGUGAUCUGUGGCUUAUUGAUAAGUUACCGAAGUCGAAAUCGCUGCUACUUGAGCCGCUUUUAAGGAGACUAACGGAAGAUUCGCUGAUCGUCCGAACGUCGAUAAUAACUGAAGUGUAUCAAGUUCUUCUCGAACGUAUCGCUGCCGAUUUCUCAAGACGGUUAGGAGACGUAGUAGCUGACGUUAACCCACGACAAGAAGGCACGUUAAGAGCGUUCUUUAACACCCUCGCUGGCCUGCAGAAACAUCUCUCUAGUUGGGCUGCAAGCACUCCGGAGUGGACUUUAAAAGAGGACCCAAAGGCACAACUCGUUGCUGGAAUUAAAGAGCGAGUAGCUGCUGUGGUUGACCGAGUAUUUCGUGUGGAUGAACACGAUUUGGAUCGUGUUCCGCGGUCCUGGCGUUGCUUCAUUGAGUUCGUAGUUGCAGCUUUAGGACAAUGCUGCGAAGUGCUAGGCCAGGUAUGUUCCAUGGAGACGAUGCCUAGUCCAACGAAUGGGUACGCAAGCUUCGAAUGUGGGGAUGAGUCCUUACGCGGGAAGGUAUUGGAGACUAUGGAACAUUCGAUUGCUGGCCAGUUUUUACCACUACUAGUGGUAAGUUUGUUUGAGUUUAGUAACAAUUCUCUGUUCGCGGCAACUUUGUUGCCGAGGUUGAAGAACUUACUGAGGCUGUUAGAUGGGCUUAAUCAACAAGAUAGCGACGCGCAACAAGCCGAGAAAGAUUUUAAAGAAAGUUACGGCACUGGUAACUUUCGACGUAAGAGCGAAAGUAAAUUACUUACGGAGGGUCAAACGGCAAGAAAAGGAGUGUCAGCGUCCGAUGCGAUGACGAUGCCGUGGCUCUACCGACUGGAAAAAGAGCUGGCUGUACUGACAGCUGAGAUGGCAGUGACGCUAGUGAGUGGAGACCCGUAUUUUACUUACCAGGGCGACCACGGUACCACGAAACUUUCAGCUCGUUGGCUAACGAGCUCGUUACUCAGAGGUGGCUUGAACGCCAACUACCUGACGCAAAACAUCACACAAACGGACCCACAGAGUUCGCAACAGGGUCGAACGGUUAAACACACGCCGUUCCCAUUGUGUGACUGGGUGCGAGAUAGCUACGCAAGGAAAGACCCGUCAUAUCGAAUGAUCUUGCGACAGUCUCGACUCUCCAAGGCUUCGACGCACUCAGUAAAUGACACGCAGAUAGAGGCGGCGUGCUUCGCAGCACUGCUUCAUCACAACAUGCUCGGCACUCAGGCGUAUCACUUCGCUUUGGGAUUUAGAAAUACUACGCAGAAUCGAUCUUCCCCUCGAAGUUUCAUGCGUUUGUGGCAGUUUGUUGCUCAGUUGCGACGACGUGUGGCCACUAAGAAGACGGAGAUCAAGAAUCUGCCCCAGAAAGACUCGGAUUUAAGCGCUUUGGAUCGCAUUUCUGCUCUUCAACAAACGAUUCUGGAUCGAUGUAACCUUCUGCUAUUUCUAAAUGUCCACGAAGAGCAAGAACACAGGAAUCUUCAGCUAGAUGCCGGCUACAUCGCACCAUAUGAUCCAGCGUUCCUCGUCUCUGCCAGCUCAACUUUUAGCGUCUCUUCUUCAUCCGUUAAACGGCAUCUUCACGCUACAUACACGGACGAGAAAUCGCCCUUUCUGGUCGCGUUCCCAACGUCCAAAUGGAGACGAAUACGGACAAUUGUUCACACGAUUAUCCGCUGGAAAUCUGCUGCUACAGAUCUCCAAACGAACCGACAAAAUCAUGUUUCUCAGGAAGUGCUGGCCUAUAUUUUGUCGGACGAGCGCGUGUCUUCUACGGACGCAAUCCGAACGCUACUGGUCGAUCCGUGUCGACGUGUUAGUUGCUCGAUUCGAGGCCUUGAAACACUGUGGGAACUCCUCACUAUGGUCUCGUUUGACUCGAUCCAAACCGACGUUGUUUAUCAGAUCUCACAGGUUUUUGUGUUCCAAUCGUCGACUCCACUGCUCGCAUCCCACAACGCUGGGUACUUCUACUCGAGUCUAAAGAAUGAAACCUUUUACGAGUUUAUCGGACAAUUAACUGACAUGAUAACCGACAAGGCUGCAAAGCUGAUAAACUCGGGAGACCUGGACGGUACCAGUUCGUUCUGGAUCGUUAUUAUGCUGCUGAGUGUGUGGGGGAUCCACUUCAAUGAGGAGCAAUUCGAAUUUGUGAGUGACAUUGGAAUUCUUGACCUCUCGCGACUAAAAGAGACGUUGUGGGUUCUGUUCAGGUAUAUCUGCGCUCACUUCGCAGUACAAAACGCAUCAAGCGGAGAUAUCUACGUCCCCACGUUCCCUGUAUUGUCGGGCGUAUCACGGUUAUUAUAUAGUGAAGCCAUCUCGAUCUCGAAUCGAUUUUUGCCUCUACAACUCGCUGUGGAUAACGCGAAGCCGAUCGAAUCAAAUCUCACAGUUCCUGUGGCGGUCCGUAGGAGUUUUGAGGUCAUUACGUCGCCGCAACGAUUCUCCGCUCAGAGUAAAGGAGUGACGUGCAGCUACGAUGACAUGAUCUCUGCUUCCGAGACGACUACAGCUAUGUCUCCGUUACUUAAACCGAAUGAGUUUAGUGUCACGACGUGGCUUUUUGUUAACAGCCAGUCGGGUACACGAACGGAUAAUGAUCUUUUUGACGUGUCUGAUACCCCGCAAGACCGUCAAUUGAUAUUUAUUCGAGGUGCUGUACGUGAGAUAUCGCUGUACUUACUACUCCUACCUGAAAGCUCUGGUAAUUGGCAACUAGAAGUGGGCAUUCUCAUGGAUAUAGACCGAGAAGGAGACGCUGGAGAGCUGCCUAUUAAGGGCCGAAUAUGGGAGAGAAUGAUGUCGAAACAAGGCGUAGCAAGCGGGAAAUGGGUCCACGUGGCGAUAGUGUUAGAAGCCAUGAAAAUACGCCUCUAUUUGAACGGUAUUCUCGACUGUCAACGCUCGUUAGUAGCGCAAAGUACUGCUAUAUGGGCGGCUGGGAACGUGGAUCUUCCGCUUCAUUUCGGAAGAUUCCCAAUGACGCAAACUACGUCCUCCGUCUCUUCGGCUAUUGGCUUUCUGUCACGCUCACUUGGGAUCAUGAAAGGCGUUCAUUGGGACUCCGGAAUGAAUAUUCCGGAUCACACAUCAGGCGCGUUCCGGUGUUUCGACGGCUGGUUGAGCCACUUCCGCUUCCACAAUCGCUCGUUGUCUCCCAUCCACGUUCGCAUCGUUUACGACGAGAAAAAAUCUCCUUCUGGACUUUGUGAACGGGACGAUGACCAUUCGAAACUCGUGGAGUUGCACGCUUUACUCAUCCUACUCAGCACUUCAUCUGAAGGAAUAAUUCACUUCCGUUCCCAAUUUUACGAUUGGAUGAAGCUCAUUUGGGGUACGUUUCUCGGUACCAACUCAGCAGUGGUACAGCAGUCCGCGUUACGUGUCUUGUGUGCUCUACUACCUCUUCAACACCCCGUGGAUGCUUCGAAAGUACUGGUACAAGAGACGCCAGAGGCCCUUGGAUUCUACACAUUGGAGGAUGUUUUCGUCCAGCAAGUGCUCCGAAUGAUCGGAUUCUGCUUGAACAAAUGUCCACAAAGGACUUUAGAAGCCAGCGAGGCUGCUGUGGUGCCAUGGACACUGAUGUUGGCUCGUGGAAUUCAUGGUAAUCAAUUUUCUCUUGAGGUUCGAGACACCGAGCUACAAUUCGAUCUAGAAAAUGAUGUCGAGAGGCGGUACCAGUCGUCGAAGCGGCAGAGUCUGAUGCUGGCGAAUGAACUAAACCAGCUUCUACAGCGGCUUUUCAGAAAUUCGAACGGUACGUGGCGCCAGAGUAUUAUUCGAGUGAGUUCGAAUAUUACCCGGAAUUUUUCGAAUUCUCGAGACGUCGAGCCUGAAAUUUGUGGUAUUCAGUUUGGAAAGCACGUACUUUGUUUCUCUACCGUCAAGUGUGUGGAAUCGGUAGGCUGCUUGUACUUCCUUAGUGGAGGCUUCGAGUUUUUAAGACCAGGGAUCACUGUAGAAGUGCGAGGAUCGAGAGAUAUUGCCCAGGUUCUGUCGCUCGAAAAGUUUUUGGCUCGAAUGUCGAUUUUCCAGAUACUAGUUCACUUUACUCGAAGGUGA